Aedes albopictus (Asian tiger mosquito) is the source of this 780-nucleotide messenger RNA. Its product is annotated as caldesmon-like. The transcript has a single exon. The coding region runs from base 1 to 780 and encodes 259 amino acids. NCBI's taxonomy places the organism in Eukaryota, Metazoa, Arthropoda, Insecta, Diptera, Culicidae. The record is from RefSeq and is a predicted model, not a curated record.
AUGUCCUCCAGAAGCUACAGUAAGCUUCCCCAGAAGCUACAGAGAGUCUCUCUCAAAAUCCAUAGAAAGCUUCCUCAGAAGGAAAAGGAGGAGAAAUCGAACCGGGACGAUUGUGCCGGUUCGUCCUCGGGCUCUUCAGGAAAAAGUGCCGGCCAACGGCAUCCGGACGAUAAGGCACUGCUCGAGGAGUACCAGCGGCAUCAGGCCAAGACGAGACAGGUGGAGACCUGUGACCGUGCCUACCGAUAUGCACAGGUGUACGAAAACAAGCGGAAAGCACUGCGCGAGAAGGAGGAGAAGCAGCUGCAGGAGAUGAAGAAGUUCCAGGCACGGCCGGCACCAAAUUUCAAAUCCGGCACCAAGAAGGAGAACGCCGUGCCAAAGUUUACCAUUCCGGUGACGCCGAAGCAGAUGAAACCGGAGCGGAUCCACAAGCAGGCGAUGCAGGUCAAGAAGUUGGAGGACCGCACCAAGGAUCCGGAGCCCACGAAAGAGUUCAAGGCGCACGUGCUCAAAGAGGAACCCUUCAAACCGGCACUGGUCAAGACGGUGAUCAAGCAGGCCCCAUUCGAGUUGAGAAUGUCCUCGCGGUUGCAGGAGCGGAAGCUGCUCGACGAACAGCGGCAUCGGGCCAAGGAGGAGAAGGCACGCCGCGAAGCGGAAGAACGACGACUGGCCGAGGAACGGGAACUGAAAUUGCUGCGCAAACAGAAGGAGUUCAAAGCCAACCCCAAUCCGUUCAACGUUUUUGCGAGGAUUCCACAACCAAUACCAGCAUAA